AUGGAGACGGUGGGGGAUGGGUUCGAGUUCUUAGCAGAUCCAGUCGAUCGGUUCCCUGUGCGGGCGUUAGCAGGUGGUGACUACGCGCCACCGGCACAGCCCGCUCUAGGUCUGCUAGAUGCAGUAGGCCAGUUCAACAUUGAUUCCGAGUGGCAGAGCACCCCCAGAUCGAACCCCCUGCACUGGCAGAACAUUCAGAGGAUGCUGCACGAUUUCUACAACCUGCUCGUGGGUGCUUGGAUCCGGCAUCAGGUGCGCAGCUGCCACGCGGGCUCGAAGCGAACGCUGAGCGAGCGCGUCGGCGUCCGUUCGUCGUCCGUGUGGACGCAAAGCCGGUGGGUGUUUGAGCAGGAAAUGAAGCGGACCAGACGUGAAAUAGACAAAAAAAAAACGUUUCGUAUUUCUGCCAGAAAAUACGAGCGACCACGCCUCCCACCCCAUCUGGAUCCGCCGCCUCCACGCCACCGGCCGGCGUCCUCCGCCACGCCAUCCACCGCCGUGCCGUCCUCCCCGCACCGCGGCCUGCCUCCUCUCCGCCGUGCCCUCCUCCUCGCGCCGUCCGAGUCCUCCGCGCGCCGUUCGCCGACGCCGAGGCCCAGGCCAGCCCGCUCCGGGCCCGCGCCGCCGACGGCGACGGGCUGCUCAGCACGCUUCUCGCUGCCAUGGGCAACGACCGGGAGGAGGAGGAGGACGCGCAGGAGGCGGGGUAGCGUCAGAAUCAGCGCACGUCGGAUCCAGCAUGCUGCUCCUCUCCCUUCCCAAGUCGCCCUGGAUCUCGCGAUGCUGGAGGUGGCCGCGGUCGUUGCUAUGGAGGGCUCGCCACCCGCCUCCGGAGUCCCACGUCCUCGAGAUCAACGAGAUUGCCAAGCCGAGGUCAUCAUCUCUCGACGGGCUCCUCCAUCACUUCUGGUUUCACACAAUGGCUGUGGGCUGCCUCUCCCUCUCGAUCCUGCGCUCCUCCUCCUCCGGUUCAGGUUUCAGGCCGUGGCUUAUGGUCGCCUCUCCAUAUCCAUCCUUCCAAUCUGGAGCACAGGUGGAGAGCCUGGCUGUGUGUGGCGGAGAUGGCGCCCCGCAUCUGCGCCCUAUAAGCCCAGACAGAGCUCCGCCGAGGCCAUGACCUCCACAGGAGGGGAGGCCGCAAGGCGGGAGAGCCAGCAGCGGCAUUCUGUUUGGGGAUGCGUGGAUCUGGUGAUGCUGGAGCAGGGGAACAGGAAACAUCACAUCCGCAACGGCGUUUCAAAUAGCCAAUUUACCUUUCUCCCUAAAGGUUUCUUGCUCUGCUGUCAGUAUCACUGGUCUUGGGGUUUAGAUUUUGUCAAUAUCAAAAUCUGGGAUGGUCUGCCAAGUGAUGUGAGCACUAAGUGUGUGGCACACGUUCAUUAGGAUUGCAAACAAGAUUUGAGAUGUAGGUCAAAUUUUGGAAAAUUAUGGGUCUGCGGGUACAAAAUUACAUGUAGGCAAUUUUACGGUUUUCUGAGAUUAAAGAUUCAAGCAUGAAUGUGAAUAUAGUUCCAUGGUUUUUUUGCUGACAGGUUUUCUUAUAUUUACUUCUCUUUGUAUGAUAUUGGAAUUUAUAUGCUUACUUAACUGUUCAAAGAUAUCUGUUUUGUUUGUCGAUUGGAAGUUACCACAUUAAGCUUGAGUCUAUGUGAAUUGACACACUGUUUGGAACAAAAUAAAACUUAGUACUGUAGUACAAUUUGGUGGUUAAAUUACUCCUUACCUCGACAUUCUAAUAAUCUGUAAUAAGGAUAGUUCGCAUUGGUCAUGCAAGAUCACUUGUGGGAAAUUGGUGGCUUGCUGUUGUUGUACUUCACAAUUUCUGUUGUUUCUGUUUAUUUCACAUUUUUUUAUUUACUGCAAUUUGCAAAACAGAAGUAUUAGCAUAACUGGAAUUUCUGUUUGUGUUUU
Messenger RNA from Triticum dicoccoides, 1911 nucleotides. RefSeq lists its product as uncharacterized. Bases 1 to 1383 code for a protein of 460 amino acids. The record is from RefSeq and is a predicted model, not a curated record. NCBI's taxonomy places the organism in Eukaryota, Viridiplantae, Streptophyta, Magnoliopsida, Poales, Poaceae. The transcript is spliced from 7 exons.